Puma concolor (puma) is the source of this 2625-nucleotide messenger RNA. It is a transcript of the gene PRKAB2, whose product is annotated as protein kinase AMP-activated non-catalytic subunit beta 2. The record is from RefSeq and is a predicted model, not a curated record. NCBI's taxonomy places the organism in Eukaryota, Metazoa, Chordata, Mammalia, Carnivora, Felidae. Gene Ontology annotation, cellular component: nucleus; nucleotide-activated protein kinase complex; cytoplasm. Gene Ontology annotation, molecular function: protein kinase binding. Gene Ontology annotation, biological process: signal transduction.
CACGGCAGGUGGCCCCGGACUCGAGCUGCAGCCAUGGGAAACACCACCAGCGACCGGGUGGCUGGGGAGCGCCACGGCGCCAAGGCUGCACGCUCCGAGGGCGCCGGCGGCCAUGCGCCGGGUAAGGAGCACAAAAUCAUGGUGGGGAGUACCGACGAUCCCAGCGUCUUCAGCCUGCCGGACUCCAAGCUCCCUGGGGACAAAGAAUUUGUAUCAUGGCAACAAGAUUUGGAGGACUCCGUAAAGCAUACACAGCAGGCCCGGCCCACUGUUAUCCGCUGGUCUGAAGGAGGCAAGGAGGUCUUCAUCUCUGGGUCCUUCAACAAUUGGAGCACCAAGAUUCCACUGAUUAAGAGCCAUAAUGACUUUGUUGCCAUCUUAGACCUCCCUGAGGGAGAGCACCAGUACAAGUUUUUUGUGGAUGGACAAUGGGUUCAUGAUCCGUCAGAGCCUGUGGUUACCAGUCAGCUUGGCACGAUUAACAAUUUGAUCCAUGUCAAGAAAUCUGACUUUGAGGUGUUUGAUGCUUUAAAGCUAGAUUCAAUGGAAAGCUCAGAGACAUCUUGUCGAGACCUUUCCAGCUCUCCCCCAGGGCCUUAUGGUCAAGAAAUGUAUGUGUUUCGAUCCGAGGAGAGAUUCAAAUCCCCACCCAUCCUACCUCCUCACCUUCUUCAAGUUAUUCUUAACAAGGACACUAAUAUAUCUUGUGACCCAGCCUUGCUUCCCGAGCCCAACCAUGUUAUGCUGAACCAUCUCUAUGCAUUAUCCAUUAAGAUAAAGAAACUAAGGCUCAGAGAAGGUCAUAUUGCCAGACAGUGUGAUGGUCCUUAGCGCAACCCAUCGCUACAAGAAGAAGUAUGUCACUACUCUGCUGUACAAGCCCAUCUGAAGGGAUCCCUUCCUGCCUCCGGGAUUCAAGAGAAGCAUCUCCCUUGCCUUUCUGGACUGGACCAGUCUUCACCAGAGACUGGAAGGCUAACUUGCUUUGAGGCUGAUGCGUGUGUUUCAGAGCCUUUGAGUAGGAUGCUCUGCUUUUGCAUCUGAUUGCAGAUGAGAGCUUUAUGAGUUCAUGGAAUUUAUUUUAAGAAAAAAAAAUUAUAUAUAUAUACAUAUACAUAUAUGAGAGGAAGGUUAAUGGAAGCCUCCUAGCUAGAUGUGUUCUCUCUGCCUAUGGGGACUCCCCAAGACCUGUUUGGGGGAGCCGCAGGAAGGACCGUUACAGAAAGCUUGUUUCUUAAAAUGAACGAAGAGCCAACUCUCAGGAUCCUUGUUGGGUAGAGAUUCUGUCACUGCUACCUUGGCUCUCCAAAGAAUGGGCUUGUGCCAGACUUCUGCCCUACUUCCAGCUGCCUCCUUGGCAGGGGCAGCUUUCCUUGCAUGGGUUCUCUGUAUUCCUAGAGUGUGUGGCACAGUCUGUGCUUUUUAUGAUAACCAGAUGCCCCACAGGAACCCUUUCCCUUCUCAUUUCACAUUCUUGCUUUGAUAACCUCCUUCCGAUCCUAUACCUGACCCUUCCCUAACAACAAAACUCACUGGCAGGUGACCCCUUUCAAAGGCUAUGUAAGACCUGACCCACCUCAGAGACUAGGGCUGCCAGAAAGUCUCCUUUUUUAGCCCAGCACAGGCCCAGGCCACUUUGUUACCACUUGUUUUAACUUCUACUAAAGAAAAUAGGUCUCAGCGUUGUAAGGAAGGCGGAACGCGGAAGGUCUACUUUCUUGUGUUAGUUUAGUGCCACGGCUUAGGCUGUCUUGGCACGUUCCCGUCAGUUUUCCCACCUGGCCUGGCCCUGCUUCCAUAUUUUCUUUCACAGAUCAGACACCUUUGAAGAUGGGAGUGGAACCAGGGAAUGCUUUAAUGUCUUUCAUCCUUGGGAGAUUUUUUACGUGCCUACAUUUUUCUUUAAUUAAAAAAUGCCUUUUCAUUGUUCUUAAGAGACUACAUAGGAGAACUUUAGGCCCUUGAUAAAUGGUUCCCAAGAUUUUCUUCAACAAGAAAGUAGUAGUCUAGUCCUCUACAGUCUUACAUUAAUGUGACCAACCCCAUGCACAUCAUUACACUAAACACUGUUCUAGAUACAGAUUCAGGUUCACUGGGUGCACCUAAAAAUUUCUUUUAACUUCAAGAUCCAUGACGCCAAGAAGCAGGAAAGUAGCCCUGGUGUUCUAACCGUGAAUAGUAUUGCUUCCCUGUACCAAGUGCUAAUGGAAAAUCACUUUGUCUUUCUCUUUUUUAAAAGUGUUUGAUGAUGAAGCGAGGUCAGUGACUUUCAUUUGUGGAAUGAAAAGUAGCUACUCAUUCCACUCUUGAAAUGUUGUUCAAAGAUAAAACUUUUUUCCCCCAAAUAUCUGUGGCUCUUCCAUUACAGAUAAAUGCAAGUUAAACAUUCAACUCUGAAGGAGGCCAAACUUGUUGCUUGAGAGACACCUUCACUGUUAAGAUGUGUCCAGCCGCACUGAAAGGGCGCACCCAUAGGUCAGUUUAGCUACCUCCUGUCUUUCCUAUUCAAAGCUGAUGACACAGUUGUCUUCGGGUUAUGUAGACCUGUUAGAUCCUGGGAGGGAGGCAGUAGGGCAUUGGGGUGGUGGUUUUGCUGGGAAUGUAAAUUGUUAAGUGCUUUGAUGG